Molecule: messenger RNA, 666 nt
Organism: Pelobates cultripes (western spadefoot toad)
Lineage: Eukaryota; Metazoa; Chordata; Amphibia; Anura; Pelobatidae
Source: the annotation of a GenBank genome assembly
AUGUCCGCGUCCUACCACGACGCGCCACUACGUGUCCUUACCCUCAACUGCAGGGGACUGAAUGUUCCCGAGCGCCGCACACAUCUGCUACGCGACUUGAGGAAGACACAAAUAUCUGUUGCUAUGCUUCAGGAGACCCAUUUCCUAGAGGGCCUCUCACCUAAAUUGCGGAACCGGUACUACCCCAACAAUUACUUCAGCAACCACAACACGGCUCGUAAAGCGGGCGUAGCCAUCAUCCUGUCAGCUGAUCUGGACUUCAAGGAAUUAGACAAGAUAUUCGACACGCAGGGGAGGUUCCUUUUCCUGAAAGGCACCAUAGCGGACAAACUUUACACUUUCGUGUCAAUUUAUGCUCCCAACACAAACCAGGCCAGAUUCAUCAGACGAAUUCUGCGUAAACUGAAGGGCUUCGCGGAAGGGGCAAUCAUCAUGGGAGGUGAUUUUAACACUCCACUAGACCCCCAGAUGGAUACGUCAACAAGCCAUAGUAGCUUACCAGCCUCAAGCAUUCACUCAAUUCGCAAAUCACUGAGCGAAAUGGGAUUAGUGGACUGCUGGAGAGCACUCCACCCGGAUUCUAGAGACUACACCCACUUUUCAGCAUUACAUAAUCGCUACUCGCGAAUUGAUUACGUACUGAUACAACAGGAAGGAUUGUCGUGA